This is a messenger RNA of Sphaeroforma arctica JP610, 2040 nucleotides long. RefSeq lists its product as hypothetical. Gene Ontology annotation, molecular function: AMP deaminase activity. Gene Ontology annotation, biological process: IMP salvage; AMP metabolic process. NCBI's taxonomy places the organism in Eukaryota, Ichthyosporea, Ichthyophonida. The record is from RefSeq and is a predicted model, not a curated record. Gene Ontology annotation, cellular component: cytosol. The transcript is spliced from 18 exons. The coding region runs from base 1 to 2040 and encodes 679 amino acids.
AUGUCUAAGAAUGCCACAGCUUUUACCGAGGAGGAAAAAGAAGAGGAAAAGAAAGAUAUUGUGAACGCUACGCUAUGGACACGUACGCCUGAGUGCAGUGUGGACCGUGUGAAGGACGCCUCCCUCAACCAGCGAUACCAGCGCAUGUCCGUGCAGGACACCCGGGAACGUGAACAGUCCGAUGAGAGUAAAAUCAUUUACAAGGCAUUAGCGACGGCUAUGGAGUUGAGAAGAACCUAUCUGCAUCGAAGUCAUCAAAAAUUCUGCAUAUCUACCAGUCACCAGCUAGAUAUCUUUGGCAAUCCGGGCAGGCACACUGUGCCCACCCCCACCAAUCCCUCACCAAUGCCUAGUGACGAGAACAGCUCCUGUGUAAUCAGAAUGAAGAAGGGUGUGUUCGAGGUUUUCCAGUCGCAGGCUGACUUAGACGAUGCUGAAAGCGAUGCCAUCGGGUCAGAAAGCACACAAGGAAUGUUUGCGUAUCCGACUCUUUUCAAAUACUACAAAGAUCUCAACUGGUUGAUGGCCCUGUCGAUGGACGGUGAAAGUAAAACGUACUGCUUCCGACGAGUUAAAUACCUGUCACAGUCAUUCGAGAUGCACUUGCUCCUGAACGAAUUAGAGGAAUUGAAGCAGCAAAAAGGGGUCCCACACAGAGACUUUUACAAUGUGCGUAAGGUCGACACGCACAUUCAUUUGGCCGGAAUGAUGACACAGAAGCACUUGUUGCGCUAUAUCAAGAAAAAAAUGAGAACUUCGGGUGAUGAGGAAGUCAUUGUAAGGAACGAUCAGUUGCUCACGCUUUCAGAGGUGUUCAAAUCGCUCAACCUCACGACAUAUGAUCUCAGCGUAGACACUUUGGAUGUGCACGCCGAUAGAGGCACGUUCCAGCGCUUCGAUCGCUUCAACUUGAAAUAUAAUCCCAUCGGGGAGUCUCGGUUGCGAGAGAUCUUUUUAAAGACUAAUAAUCAUAUCCAGGGCCGUUUCUUGGCUGAAAUUGUCUCAGAGGUGGUUGACGAUCUGGAGGAAUCGAAGUAUCAAAAGGCGGAACCUCGUGCGAGUAUCUACGGUCGCAGCACGGACGAGUGGGAGAAGUUAGCGAGUUGGGUAUUAGACAACGGAUUAGUCAGUGAGCACAUCGCCUGGAUGGUGCAGAUCCCUCGACUGUUCAAUAUAUACAAAAAGCUCGGCACUAUCAACAAUUUCGAACAGAUGAUCGAGAACAUCUUCCGGCCCUUGUUCGAAGCUACUGCAAACCCUAAAGAUCAUCCCAAACUGAGCAAGUUCCUUACGCUGCUUGGAGGGUUCGAUGCCGUUGAUGACGAAAGCAAGCGCGAGGUUCGCAAGCAUCACCACUUCCCGUCUGCUGAUAAGUGGGUGUACGAAGACAACCCGCCGUACACAUACUACAUGUACUAUCUCUACGCCAACAUCUGCACACUCAAUCAGUUCAGGGCAUCGCGAGGACUCAAUACGUUCCAAUUCCGGCCUCACUGUGGAGAAGCAGGCGAUGUCGAUCAUAUUGCCUCUGCAUUCUUGACUUCGGAGGGUAUCAACCACGGGCUCACGCUAAGAAAGAUCCCUGUACUAGAGUACUUGUUCUUCUUAACCCAGGUUCCGAUCGCCAUGUCGCCGUUAAGUAACAACAGUCUAUUCUUGGAAGUCAAUCGACACCCAUUCCCCAAAUACUUUGCCUGUGGGCAAAAUAUCUCUCUCUCAACAGACGAUCCCCUAUUCUUCCAUUUUACGCGGGAGCCGUUGAUUGAGGAGUAUUCAGUCACUGCACAGCUGUGGAAGCUUUCAGCAUGCGACUUGUGUGAGUUGGCACGAAACAGUGUCCUUGCUUCUGGCUUUUCGAAGGAGAAAAAGCUCAAAUGGUUGGGCCCCGAUGGCCUUAAACCAGGAGUGGAUGGCAAUGAUAUUCAGCAUACUAAUGUGCCGGAUAUCCGCGUGGCAUAUCGGGUAGAGACCUUGAUGAGAGAGCUCUCGCAUGUGCUUAGGGGUCAACGCGAUCUAGUGCACAUUCCUAAUUUCGCUUAA